GCCCCGCGCCUCCCCGCGCCGCGCCGGCCAAGCCGCCGCCGCCGGAGCCGGAGCCGCCGCCAUGCUCGUCAAGGAGUACCGCAUCUGCAUGCCGCUCACCACCGAGGAGUACCGCGUGGGGCAGCUGUACACCAUCAGCAAGCACAGCCACCAGGAGAGCGAGAAGGGCGAGGGCGUGGAGGUGGUGAAGAACGAGCCCCACGAGGACCCCGUGCACGGCCCCGGGCAGUUCACCGAGAAGCGGGUGCACCUCUCCAGCAAGCUGCCCAGCUGGGCCCGGGCGGUGACCCCCCGCAUCUUCUACAUCACGGAGAAGGCCUGGAACUACUACCCCUACACCGUCACCGAGUACACGUGCUCCUUCCUGCCCAAGUUCUCCAUCUACAUUGAGACCAAGUAUGAGGACAACUGCGGCGACAGCGAGAAUAUCUUCCGCAGCGACAAAAUCCUGGGCGACCACGAGGUCUCCUUCCUGGACAUCGCCUUCGACGAGAUCCCCGAGCGCUACUACCGCAGCCCGGAGGACCCGCGGUACUUCAGCUCGGCCAAGACGGGCCGGGGGCCGCUGCGGGAAGGCUGGCGCCAGCACACCAAGCCCAUCAUGUGCUCCUACAAGCUGGUGACGGUGAAGUUCGAGGUGUGGGGGCUGCAGAGCCGCGUGGAGCAGUUCGUGCACAAGGUCAUCCGCGACAUCCUGUUGAUAGGACACCGGCAGGCCUUCGCUUGGGUGGACGAGUGGUGCGGCAUGACCCUGGAGGAGGUGCGGCACUACGAGCGGGAGACGCAGGAGGCCACCAACGAGCUCCUGGGGCCGGUGCUGCCCGCCAUCGCCGUGAGCGAGGCGGGGCGCUCGGCGGCGCCGCGCUCGGCCCCCGCCAGCGCCCCCUCCACCCCGCUCGCCGACGACGCCCCCGACUUCCUCGCCGCCCCCAAGACUCGGCCCCGCAAGAAGUCGGCGCCGGAGACCCUGACGCUGCCGGCGCUGCGGGAACGCGCCGGUGCCGAGUGAUGCCCGCGCCGGGCCGUGCCGCGCUGGCUGCCCUGUGCCGCCCCGCCACGCUCGGCUGCCCGCGGACGGCUCUGCUCUGCGGGGGGCUCCCAGGUGCCGGAGGAAAGCACGGUGCGGGCGGCUGGGCUGGGAGCCGCGUGCCCGGGGGUGCUCGGAGAGCAACAUGCGCCCUGCGGCCGGCAGUGCGGCAUGGCACGGCACAGCACAGCACGGUGCGGCGCGGCACGGCAUGGCGCAGCACAGCACGGCGGGCGCGUGCGUGCCAGCCCGGCGCCGGGCUCCUGGCGGGCGGCGGGGGAGCCGUGCUGCCCCGCAGCCCCCCGGGCGCGCCGGGUGCCGCCGCCGCAGCUCGGCCCUCCGUUUUCUUUGGGAGAGCAAAGGCCUUUUCAGAAAUAAAAGCCGGCGGCACGGCG
Molecule: messenger RNA, 1422 nt
Organism: Rhea pennata
Lineage: Eukaryota; Metazoa; Chordata; Aves; Rheiformes; Rheidae
Product: cytoplasmic phosphatidylinositol transfer protein 1-like
Exons: 9
Coding region: 62-1009 (315 amino acids)
Biological process (GO): phospholipid transport
Cellular component (GO): cytoplasm
Molecular function (GO): phosphatidylinositol binding; phosphatidylinositol transfer activity
Source: RefSeq, a predicted model, not a curated record